CUGUAUGCAGCGUCUGCUGCAUCGCGGCCGGCAGGAGGAGCAGGACGUUCCUCUGGAGUAUCUGGAACAGCUGCACCACAAACACGAGGCCUGGCUGCUGCACAGGAGCCUCAGGUUGGACUUUCAGUAUCUGGAUGAACUUCCUGUUCUCGUUCUGGACGUCGACGACGACUUCAAGAACGACCGAAUCAAACAGGAAGUCAUCAUCGACAAGGUCAGAGAGUUCCUCACCACGCUGUAGAUCUCCUCCACCAAUCACAGCUGUAGAUCUCCUCCACCAAUCACAGCUGGAGCUGAGAGCAGCGGCUCGUCUGAUUGGACGACCCAGUUACACUUUGUAAAUGUUUGUUUUUAAUUGAGUCACAGAGUCCAAAAAACUCACCUCACCUCAUGUAUAUUUUAUAUUUUUAUAGAUAAGUGUUUACUGUGUGUGUGUGUGUGUGUGUGUGUGUGUGUGUGUGUUUUAACUUGAAUUAGAUAUUUUUACUCGUCCUGAAUUGUCGCAACAGUAAACUGUGUGUGUGUGUUUUAUAACUUGAAUCAGGUGAUAUUUAUCUGUGGGUCUGAAUCGUCUCCUGAACUGUAAACUUGACCGUGACGUGUCAGUGAACACAUCGUGAUGCCUUCAGGGACCACAGGGCCACAGGUUUUCUCUGCUGGAAUAAAGAAACUCAGACUCA
Centropristis striata (black sea bass) is the source of this 680-nucleotide messenger RNA. RefSeq names its product deoxycytidine kinase 1-like. Gene Ontology annotation, molecular function: deoxyguanosine kinase activity. NCBI's taxonomy places the organism in Eukaryota, Metazoa, Chordata, Actinopteri, Perciformes, Serranidae. The transcript has 3 exons. Gene Ontology annotation, cellular component: cytoplasm; mitochondrion. The coding region runs from base 5 to 241 and encodes 78 amino acids. The record is from RefSeq and is a predicted model, not a curated record.